AGCGCCCGCGCUCAGGUGCCACCGCUGGGAGGGUGACCCGCAGCCCCGGGACCACCCUAGCCCCUUCCGGUCCGGCCGGAAGGGGCUCCUCAACCCUGCGGUGUGACAAAGGAAGUCCCGCCUCUGUAGCGCCACUGACACCGCGGACGCCACCGAGCUCCGAGCCGGUCUCGGAGGGGCGGCCAGGUGAGGACCUCCAUUUGGUUCUGGAGCUGCCAUGAUUGAAGUGGUAGCGGAGCUGAGUCGAGGUCCUGUGUUUCUGGCGGGGGAGGCUCUGGAAUGUGUGGUGACUGUCACUAAUCCCCUGCCUCCGACCGCCACUUCUGCGUCCAGUGAGGCUCUGGCCUGGGCCAGUGCCCAGAUCCACUGCCAGUUCCAUGCCAGUGAGAGUCGGGUAGCACUGCCACCCCCUGACUCUAGUCAGCCGGAUGUCCAGCCUGACAGCCAGACUGUCUUUCUGCCACACCGAGGUGAGAGGGGUCAGUGUAUCCUUUCUACUCCACCAAAAAUCCUGUUCUGUGACCUGAGGCUAGACCCUGGAGAAUCCAAAUCAUACUCUUACAGUGAAGUGCUGCCCACAGAGGGACCACCUUCCUUCCGGGGUCAGUCCGUCAAGUACGUCUACAAAUUGACCAUAGGCUGUCAGCGGGUCAACUCACCCAUCACUUUACUCCGAGUCCCUUUGAGAGUUCUUGUGCUGACUGGUCUUCAAGAUGUCCACUUCCCCCAGGAUGAGGCUGUGGCUCCAUCUAGUCCCUUCUUGGAGGAGGAUGAAAGUGGGAAGAAGGAUUCGUGGCUAGCUGAGCUAGCUGGGGAGCGCCUCAUGGCUGCCACAUCCUGCCGCAGCCUCCAUCUAUACAAUAUCAGUGAUGGCCGAGGGAAAGUUGGGACAUUUGGUAUCUUCAAAUCUGUGUACAGACUCGGCGAGGACGUGGUGGGGACCUUAAACUUAGGGGAAGGAACGGUAGCUUGUUUACAGUUUUCAGUAAGCUUGCAAACUGAAGAGCGAGUGCAGCCUGAGUACCAGCGACGCCGAGGGACAGGAGUUGCCCCUUCAGUGUCCCAUGUGACUCAUGCCCGGCACCAGGAGUCCUGCCUACAUACAACUAGAACCAGCUUCUCCCUUCCCAUCCCUCUCUGCUCUACCCCUGGCUUCUGCACUGCCAUUGUGUCCUUGAAGUGGCGAUUGCAUUUUGAAUUUGUAACAUCCCGAGAACCAGGAUUGGUCCUUCUGCCCCCACUGGAAGAGCCUGAGCCUUCGACCUGGACAGGGCCUGAGCAGGUGCCUGUAGACACCUUCAGCUGGGACCUCCCCAUCAAAGUGCUUCCUACAAGCCCCACCCUGGUCUCAUACGCUGCUCCAGGUCCCAGCACCAGCAGCAUAACUAUCUGAAACUGCCUCACAUGCCCGCUGUGGCACUGGUUUUUUUCAAGAUACCGAGAACUCAACAGCUGGACUCCAGUGGGUCCCGCUUUUCCCACCUGGGGUUCAGUAACACAGGCAAUGAGAAACAGGCUUUCAGCUGUAGUAUUAAUUUAUUUAUUUGGAGUAAAUUGGCAGCUGCUAGUGGUUUCCCUGGAAGUGGCAGCAGCAGUGAGCAGCCAGCAUUUGGGCGAUUCUUUAGCUGGAGUGGGGAGCAGGAGCCCCAGGAACAGAGGUGUGAGCUGAGCCCCAUUCUAAGUUGGGUCCUCCGCCUUUGCAGGGCAGCCGAGGGUCAGAUUUUUGCACCAGGGAAAAUUGACAGGUUCCUGCCUCCUGGCGUACUUCACAGCCAGCAGGGAAGUCAAUGGGAUGCUGAGACCUAGAGAACCAAAGAUUGGGAGAGUCAGUGCAGUGAAAAGUCACCUCUACAGCCUGCCCUCCCACCUCAGACCAGCCCCCCAUCCUCCUCUAGUGUGCCCCGGCACUGUAACAGCGCUCUAUUCCCACAGAAGGACUUCUUAGUGUUCUAAGCAGGAGCACUUCUCUCCAGAUCUACCUCGACUCCCCUCUCAUUGGUGCCUUCACAUCUGCAGUCUCCCCAUACUCUUCUGUUUAUUCUUGCCUCACAGAAAUCUAGUUACUCUCUGGCCAUCCCCCAGUCACAUCACAGGCAUUCCCCCUGGCCACUCAUGGCCACUCACGUGUCACAGCAGCCCACACCAACAGGAUGCAGACAGGUACAAUGGAAACAGUCCUUGCGGAGCCAAGAUUCACCCAGAGUGAAAUAGUUCCCUUCAUAGUGGCAGGGGGCUGGGGAAGAAUGAGAAUGGUCUGGGUGGGAGAGAAUCUGCAUCACACCUCCACACAGCCCUUCCUUUUCCACGGGUGGAUCCACUGAGUACAGGGUCCCACCUCUGCCUUCACUACUGCCCUCCUCCUCCCCCAAGCAUCAGUCCUCCUUACCUUGAGCUUGGAAGUAACACUUGCCGUUAACUCCUGGGUGCUGGAGGAGCAGAGACACAACCAAGCACAUGAUCUUCCAGCCUCCCAGGGUUCCCUUGCUUUGUCCGGCCCAGAGCAUCCUUAGAGCCAUUCCUGCAGUUCAGCUUUCUCAGACCCUUCUUGGCUUUUGUUCAGAUUCCUCUGGUCUUAUCCCUUUGCUUUUCUUGCCUUGCUCCUGACUCUUGGGUUUCUCUCUCUUUGGGCUCUGGUCUCAUACCAUGGCAGUGCCCUCUCCUCUUACAGGCUGGGCAUGUUUAUAAAGUGAGGACCCUGGCCCCCUGCUGAGUAGAGCUGGACAGGCUGUAACUCUGUUUCCUGAGGUGAGGGCACGAAAACAAGAGGUCCAGCUUUUAACAAGCUGUGAGAGCUGAUUCAUGCCCCCACACAGCCAGGAGGGGGAGGUGGCCAUGGAAGGGGCACUGGACUGGGCACUUCCCCAGCCAGGAGGGGAGGGUUUAAGGCCCCAGGUGGUCCCCAGAUCUUGACCUGCAGAGAGGAAGCGUUCCAUCAACCCUCCCUCCACCAGCAGUGUGUGUGCUGGGAUCCCUGCCUGGACCGGAGGGAGGCAUUUCCUGGGGAUGGAUAAUCUUGUGCCCCAGCCAAACCAAGUUGCUGCAGAAGGGCGCAACUGCCAGAGACUCCAGGAGGGCAGGCAUCUGGAGUGGAGAGUGUGCUGCCUUCAGAGGCCAGGGCAGGGUUUCCCUGAUGUGUCUGGAAAAUGGCUGCCCUCAGCAUUGUGAGGAAAGGGGUUCAUCCAUAGGCAAUGCAAAGAUAAACUUUCUACUGUUUUGUUGUUUUGUUUCCUCGCAAAUGGACAUCAGAUGUAAGAUUGUCCCUGGCAAUGUUUCUGGCUCUCUCUCAAAGAGAAGUAUCUCCUCCAAGUAUCCUAACAAGCCAACCCACUUUCACAGAGGUGCCCCCUCUUUCCUCAUGAUGGAACAAGGCCUCACGGACUUCAGUCCUGUAAAGUGUGUUUCUGCAGGCUUGGGAAGUUGGCUGGGAUCAGACCAUGCCUGUACUCACGGGCCCUCUGACCCUGCGCAAGUCACUUCACCUCUGUCGUCUGGUCUCCUCAUCUGUAAAUACAGUAGAAGUGCUAGCUCAUGGGCUUGUCACGAGCCAGCACACGGGGUGUUCUAAGCGCCAUCUUUGACCCUUGGCCCUGAGAAAAUAGCCAUGGAUUGAGGCUAAAGCUCAAAAUGCUGAUGACGGCUGUUGUGCACAGCCGAGGGCUUCUGUUGUGGAUUGCACUCUCCAGGCCAACCGCUGUCUUCCACAUGCAUUCUCCAAGGUAGCCUAUUGCCUCCUUCAAGAACAGAUGUGGCCCUGGGAAUGUUUGGUUUCGGUCCUUGACAUCUGAAAUUCUUCAGACCUGCUUUGAAAGGUGAAGUUGCUGCUAAAGCUGCUUUUCUCACCUCAGUACCUUGGGAAGAGGGAUUGUGUCUUAUUUUCGGCUAACUUUAGGACUCUGUUUCUUCUUGUUUGGCUCCUGACCUCCCUACCCCCACCCCCAUCUUCUUAUGUAGGUUCCAAGUCUCCUUUGUGACCACUUGUAAUAAUAGUUUAGCUGUCAUUAAAGGCCUUGGUCAAACUGGAGUUUUCUUUCCCACAUUUCAAAGGCCCAACUGCUGUUCCAACUCUUCCUCUUCUGCUUGUAGGUCAUUGCUCUGGUUUUCAUUCAAGUCUGUAGCCCCAUUCACGUCACUGCACUCUCCAUCCCUAGCGCAGUGGAUAUAGCGGGCUUCUGGCAGGCUUUUUCAGAAGCCACCCUGCCUGUCACCUCUUCAUCCAGCAGCCAUGGCAGCACACUUCUCGCCUCGUAGCUAUCUUCCUCCAAGAUAGCUUUUGCCUUGGCUGGGGAUGUAGUUCAGUGGUGGAGUGCUUGCCUGCCAUCUCAAUGUUCUGGUCGCCAUUCCAAAAUUGAGUGAAAGAAAACGAGAUUUCCUUGCAGAGGGUGUCAAGAAAGAACAAAGGAGAGCCUAUCAGAGGACACCCAGGUAGGCUCCUGUGUUGGGGCAAGACCUUGACCCCUUGCUGUCUUGACUGCAGAAGGGAUUAAAAGAGAUCAAGAAGUCUGGUCAGUAGUUAACGUCUGGAACCUACCUGAAGGCUGAGCAUAGACUAUUUUCUGCAGUAACUAGAGACAAUGCAGAUGGGUAGCUGCAGAUCAUGGAGGCAGUGGAGGUACUGGAAAUGUGACCUGGUGGGCAUUGGUGCUUGAGCCAAGCCGAACUGCAAGAUGAGGCUUAGCUUCCUGGAAUGCCGAAGCAGGCAUGUGGCUGUGGGACCUUCAGGAAAGAGGCUGGGCUGAACAGGAUUUCUGUCUGAGGUUGCAUGGCCGUGUGGAGCUGGCUAACGGCCAGGGCAUUGGUGUGGAUGUGUCGGACGAUCAGUGGUUAGAGCCCAACUCACUGAGUCCCGGGAGAUCAGCCUUUGGGGCAAGGGGCGGGGCGGAGGUGGGGUGGGGGUUGGCACCAGCUGCUAUGCAGGGACAAGGAAAACAUCCGCUGGAGGUGGUCCAGAAUGUGGUCCGGCAGCGGUGCAGGGCAGGGGUGCAGGGUUAGGAAGUGAGCGCUUUCCGGGCUGAGUCACCCCAACCCUGACCCACUUUGCCCAGAUGGGAUGGAGCAUGGCUUUGGAGACCAUACCAUGACUCUAGAAGAUUUGGGGACUGGAGCCUGGGGUGGGGGUGAGAGGGUCUUGAAAAAGCCCAGCGGAAUCAUGGGAGGGGCUAUCCAGCUGUCACCACAGUGCAAAAUGCAAGAGCUCCUAAAUUCAUAGCUUGUGGCUGAAUAUAAGCAGUGAGGCAGGGUAGAGCUGGGAAACGUGAGGGGAAGGGCACGGGAAAGGCCUACAAAGUCUUCCUAGAGAGGAAGGUCAAGGAAAACUGGGAGGAGGUGGUGAUGCUCAGGCUGUUUGGUUAGGCUUCUGAGAACAAGGUGACCAAGUGUGCCAGCAGGUCGCACAGUGGGACAGUCCAGUGAGGCCUGUAGGAAGGAAGGCUCCAGGGAGUACUCAGGGUUAGAGUAUUUGGAUCUCUGCAGUGAACAGUUCUUGGUUCUAAAGAGGCUUUCUGUGCAGGAGAAACUACAUUGGGAUUGCUUAGGUGGACUCUAUCCAUGCUGGGCUGUGACAGCCAAGGUAAAGGAUAAUGUAAAACAUGGAAUUCUCUGUCUACUGUAGUCAACAGCUGUGCCCUCCAGAGUCUCAGAGUAAGGCCGAUGGGAUUGUUUCCUUGUAACCAGCCAGCACUGACAAGGCAGGAAGGUUGCUACAAGGAUGAGGAGGCCAGCUUGGGCUACAGAGUGAGACUUUUUUUUUUUUUUUUUAAACAUUUUGCUCUUACUAAAUCUUAAAAUCUUGAAUAAAAGUUGAAAAAUCAA
Psammomys obesus (fat sand rat) is the source of this 5808-nucleotide messenger RNA. It is a transcript of the gene Rgp1, whose product is annotated as RGP1 homolog, RAB6A GEF complex partner 1. Gene Ontology annotation, biological process: retrograde transport, endosome to Golgi. The record is from RefSeq and is a predicted model, not a curated record. The transcript is spliced from 9 exons. Gene Ontology annotation, cellular component: Golgi membrane; Ric1-Rgp1 guanyl-nucleotide exchange factor complex. The coding region runs from base 218 to 1393 and encodes 391 amino acids. NCBI's taxonomy places the organism in Eukaryota, Metazoa, Chordata, Mammalia, Rodentia, Muridae.